Molecule: messenger RNA, 10752 nt
Organism: Ceutorhynchus assimilis (cabbage seed weevil)
Lineage: Eukaryota; Metazoa; Arthropoda; Insecta; Coleoptera; Curculionidae
Source: the annotation of a GenBank genome assembly
UUCUUUAACUUCUAUUUAAGUAUAUUUUUUCCCAGUGAGAUGCUUCUUUUUUUUUCCAUUUCGAUAUUUGAUAUGAUAAAUUAUCGAUACUCUCGCUCGAUACGAUUGUUAUCCUAUCUCUUGCCGCACUUAUAUGCUUGCCGCACGUACUUCUGUCAAGAAAUGUCAGUUCUGUCAAGAAACGAUACACAUCCUACACAUCUGUUUACUAUUUAAAAAAAAAUAACUAACUAAUGUCUCAUUCAUUAAAUAAAUUAAACCUGUUAAUCAUUCUGUAAGUAUUUUGUUGAUAACAGCGCCGGUCUAAAUAUAAAAGUGUUAUCAUUGAAUUACUAAUUACUGUUAAAUAUCGGUGUUCAACGAGGAAGGAUAACCUUGCAAAACCAACAAAAAGUUGAUGUCAUCAACUGAAAUAGAGUUUGUGCAAUAAAAAAAUCUAUUUUGCUUUUAGUGAUUAAAUGAAUACCGUGUUUACAUGGUGUUCCUAGGCGGGCCGUAGAAAAAAAGUUAAAUUUGAGCCGCCAACAUGGUGUUUGAGAGUAUCGUGUCCCAGAUACUGAACAACGCUUUGGGGGAGUUUGUGGAGAAUUUGGAUGUGAAUCAACUCAACAUUGGAAUAUGGGGAGGGGAUGUAAACUUGAACGACCUCGUAUUGAAACGUUCAGCUUUAGACUCACUCGACCUACCAAUUCAGACUGUUUAUGGAAAAAUAGGUAGUUUGGUAUUGAAAGUACCAUGGACCUCAAUCUACACAAAACCGACAAUAGUGAAAAUCGAGGAUAUCUACCUUUUGGCACAACCAAACCAACAGGUGGUAUACGAUCCUUUGAAAGAGGAUAAAUGGUUGCUUGAAUCCAAAAAGAAGGAAAUACAAAAAAUCGAAAAUGCCAAGAAAGCGGAUAGAGAAAAAGACGUAGCUCCGGGCGAUCCCACUUUGGUCCAAAAAGUUAUCCAACAGGUCAUUAAAAAUGCACAAGUUUAUAUAAAUAAUAUUCAUAUAAGGUAUGAAGAUAAAGUAACAAAUCCUGGAAAACCAUUUGCAGUUGGCAUAACCUUAGCAGAAUUAGUUAUUGAAAGUACUGAUGCUAAUUGGAAAAAAGCUAUCAUAGAGGAAGUACAAAAAAUUUACAAGGUGGUUGAACUAGAAGGAUUAGCCGUUUACUGGAAUUGCAACACAACAAUGUUGAGUGACCUGAAUCCUACCGAACUCGUUGCAGCCAUGAAAGAUGAAAUUACAUAUAAAACGAAAGUGCCACCAGGAUAUAACUAUAUCCUGGGACCAAUCACUGCUGGAGCCAGACUGAUAAUGAACCAAAAGCCGAUGUCCGAUGCCAAACCUUUCAGUACCCCAAUGUACCAUCUCAACUUAGACAUGGGCAAACUUUUUAUAGGAAUCACCAAAGCACAAUAUAGGGAUAUCAUAAAAUUUGCCGACUCCAUGGAUAGGAUGGUCAAAGCAAUACCAUAUAGAAAAUUUAGACCAAAUUUGACCACAUACAAAGGUCACUAUAAAGACUGGUGGCAUUUUGCUUACAAAUGCGUUGUUGAAGGUGAAGUGAAAAGACAGAAAAAUAAUUGGGAUUGGAAUCAUAUGCUCGCCCAUAGAGAAAUGGGCAGAGAGUAUGGAGAGUUGCUUAAAAAAAAAAUAAACAAAUCUUGUACACCCGAACAAAAAUCACGUUUAGUGGAAUGCGAGAAACAUCUCGAUUUAACAAGUAUAGUGAUAAUAAGACAAAGAGUUGAGCUGGAAACUGAAAAAUUGGAACAAUUACAGAAAUCAAAAGAGCCCAAGAGGUGGUAUUCUGGAUGGUUUGGUGGUGGUUCAGACACUUCCCAACAAAUGAACCAAUCAACAAAUAUAUUGGAGCAGUUUGAGCAAGAAAUGACUGCAGCCGAAAAAGCUCGUCUAUAUAAAGCUAUAGAUUAUCAAGAAAAUGCCCCUGCAGCAGCAUUUCCAGAAGAAUUUGUUGAUAAAUCUAUCAGUUUCUUGCUAAGAACGCUUGAAAUAGAAUUACGAGAUGAUGCAGAAGAAGAAGUACAAACUGUGCUAUUGACAACAUUAAAAGGUGUCAAAGUUAAACUGGAAACAAGAAUAUCAGCCGGUGCCUUGAAAGCUCAGGUUGCAAUUGAUCACCUGAAAACCGAUGGUUUGAAACAAGAAGAUUCAGUGCCUGCCCUUGUUAUACCAGAAGAAAAAGAAAUUCAAGGCGUUAAGAGCUUACUAGAUGUCACUUUUGAAACUAAUCCAUUAGAUAAGAUGUGUGACCAAAGGAUUCAUGUGAUAGCUAAACCUUUGAAGAUUGUUUAUGAUGCUCUGACUAUAAAUAAAGUGUUGGAUGUAUUCAAAGUUCCACCCGAUUCUUCUCUUGAUCAGAUUCAAGCGGCUGCAACAUCAAAACUAACAGACGUAAAAGAAAUGACAUCAACCGGCCUACAAUACGCCAUCGAACAACAUUCCCGCUUGGACGUGAACAUUCUCCUUUAUGCUCCUCUCAUCAUCGUACCUUACGGGGGUCGAUUGGAAGAGAUCCAAAGCGUUUUGGUUAUAGAUCUUGGUCAGAUUAAAUUAUAUUCUGACGGACACCGGUCCUCUAUAAUGGACGUUAGAAGAUUGUAUAGUGAAGGCUUGGACCAAUCUGAGAUCUUUGAGAGAAUGAAAAUACACAGUUACGACAAAUUUAAACUGGAACUGACCGAUUUACAAAUUUUAGUGGCACAAGGCGAAGAAAAUUGGGGAAAAUAUAUCGAUCCGGAAUCCCCAUCCGCUUUCACUGACAUGCAUUUACUGAGACCACUCAGCCUGAAUGUUUCUUAUUCUAAAUGUCUUGUUACAGACGAUCCCAGGUUGCCACACCAAAAAAUUAACUGUGAACUGCCCAAAAUCGACAUUUCAGUAACAGACGCAAGACUUUUGCUACUGGUCAGCCUUCUGACCAGUAUUCCUCUGCCUGUUUCAGAAGAAGAAGAAGCCUCAACCCUUGACUCAUCGCAUUCUAUGAAGAGAACAAGACUUAAUAGUUCAACUAUGAGCUUGAUAAAAUGGCAAGAUACCCAAAUAUCGAAAAUAACAAAAAACAUAAAGAAAGUACAAACUCAAGAUAUUGUACAGUUUCAACUUAUGGAGGUAUCUGUUGAACUUUCAGAAAUUUCUUUGACCCUCAAUCAGCAAGAGACCUUGACUUCGCCCAUAAACGAAAUGGUUGUAAUGAAAGUGCAUACUUUACAAGCUAAUCUGCUUCAAAGAACAUCUGAUACCACUGUUAAUGUAGGCUUGGGUGGUGUUCGAUUAACCCAGAAUAGAAAUGAUCAGACUAUCGAUAUUAUUAGUACGCCUGUAGCUAAUGGAGAGGGACUUUUCACAGUUGCGUUUACACAGGUCGAUCCCACUUCACCAGACUUCCACACAACUUUUCACUCCUGCGAAACCAGUUUGGGCGUCCAUUUUAGCAUGUUAUAUAUUGUGCUGCAUCAAGAAGGAAUAUUAUCUUUAAUAUCGUUCGCUCAAUACCUCAUGGAUACUGUAAAUGAAUUGCUGGCAGAUAAAAAUAAAACUAUACAUGGUGAAGCAAGAAAACUCUCAAGAAGACUGUCCAAUAUAAGCGACAUUAGCGAAUUUAGUUUAAAAGGGCAAAGGAAAGUCAAGAAACAGCAACAAGUAGUAGUCGAAAGUAUAAAGUUCAAGUUAAUAGCUGAUAUUAAAGAAGUUAUGGUUGAACUUACAUCAGAUGCGCUGGAUAUUUCUUCAUUUGCCAUCAGAGGAAUGGAGGCAGAUGUUUCUGUUAAAGCCACUUACACUCAAGUGAAUGCAAAGUUACAUGAAUUGGCGGUUUUAGAUUUGAAUCCAGACACAAAACACAAUUUGAUUUUAACUACGGAGGAUGAAAACGCUCUGACAGCCCAAAUAGUUUUAAAUAACCUGGAAGGCGAAUCUUACAAGCCAGAUAUCGAUGUAACAGUCAAAAUGGGCGGUACAAAAAUCGUAUUUGUAAACUGGUUUGUCACCAAUAUUUUGAACUUCAUAAAUCCAUUUCAAACAGCCCAACAAGCAGUUAUAGAGGCUUCUGAAGCCGCAGCUAUGAAAGCUAAAGAAAACGCUAAACAGAUGUACGAAAAAGCUACAAAAAUUGCUUUGGAUAUUCGAUUGAGGGCUCCGAAAAUAUUUGUACCUGUAAGCAGUCAGAAAAUGGACGCGAUACUUUUGGAUCUUGGUGUAAUUUCUAUAACUAACAAAUUUUUGGUUAUGGAGUAUAAAAAUGAGGAGGGAUUUUCAGCAGUUGUUGACAACAUGAAAAUAACCCUAACAGAUUUAAAACUAUCAAAAAUUGAAUUAGAUCAUAAAGUGAACAUAGUGGAAGAAUGGUCCAUACUUCAACCAAUUAACUUUGAGGUGCAUUGUAAAAGAAACCUUUCGGCUAGCUGGUAUAAGGCAAUACCAGAUUUGAAUAUAAGUGGAAGAAUUCAGCUCAUCGACUUACAUAUUUCACAGGCGGAUUAUCAUAUGAUUAUGUCGAUUUUGAGUGAAAAUUUACAAGAAGGAAAGACUGAAUUGGACAAGGAUGUGAAAAUUCGUAGAGCGCUAUCAGCGCUAUCAGUAGCUUCGCAUUUUGGAGCAGCAGAAGCAAUGGCAAUAGUGGAUUCUACAACGACAGUGGUUCCAGAGACAAAAGAUAAAGUUACAAUAUUUUUAAAAUUUACAUUUACCAUGGAGCAACUGAUUGUAAAUAUGUACAGUGGUGGGUUUAAAAAGAAUAAAAAAUCCACCCCGACUAAAAAAGCCGAUAAUCAUUUGGGACGAUUUUCACUUGAAGGUCUAUCAGUCAAAGGCCGAAUUUUAUCGGAUAAUUCAAUUGUAGCUGCUGUGUUACUAGUGAAUUGUUUGUUAGAUGAUAUGAGGAAGGGACGAGAAGAUAAGCUCAAUAGAUUAAUUGAAAGAACCCUUAACGACGAUGCAGUUCAGUCGUCAGACUCCACCGUGCCACCUCGAAGCAUGAUUGAUGUUUCUUACCACCAAACUGGAACCGACAUGUUUAUCGAUGUUCGCAUUUUCAGCUUCACUCUGAUUUUAUCUGUAGAAUAUAUGAUGAAGAUUGCUGAAUUUUUCACUAAUCCUCUUGAAAAACAAAGUACACAGUUAGAGCCAGUAAAAAUUCCCAUUAAAAGCACCACAACUAUUAGUUCUAGAUCUGCCACUCGAUUUAGUAAAACUACUCAAGUGACUCCAGAUCAAGCUCAACCAAGUCAAAUUACCCUCAAUCUAAAAGUGGAAAGACCAGAUAUUAUUUUAGUGGAAAACAUGGACAGUAUCGAUACAAAGGCCAUGGCUUUAAAUAGCGAAAUAAUGAUUAAAUUGAGAAUGCAGGGGCAACAUCAAGUUAUUAAUGGGUUAAUUACGGAUUUGCAAGUGUACACUUGCAAUUAUAAUCCUGCUACUAGAGCUGAAACAAAGGGUAACGUCUUAGAUCCAGUAACUAUAAGCUUAGCAGGUAGUACUCCAGAAGGCAAAGGUUUACAUGUUGAGUUAGUUAUAGAAGAAGUACGUUUAAGAGUAUCCCCUGCAACCAUUGAACUUCUAAGUGCGGUGUUGGUUACAAUGUCGAAAACACCAGAAUCAGAGGAAGUUGAAGAAGAAGAACAAUUCACUUAUGAAUCUCUAUGGGAUUACAAAGAGGUCCGCGACCAAGAUUUCUGGUUUUUGAGGAACGAGGAAGCAGAAGAGGCCUAUGAAGAAGAUAUAUUUGAAGUUUCAACAACAACAGCGAACAAAAUGAGUUUGCAAGAGUUGUGCAUAGUAUCAAUGCCUUCCAUUGUGAUUACGUUAGAAGCAGGCGUGGCCAAUAAAACUGUACCGUUUUUGCUUUUCGAGACUUCUUUAAAGGCCAGUGUGAAGAAUUGGAGCUCACAAUUGGGAGUUGAUGCAACUGUAACAGUCCUUAUGGGCUACUACAACAGCAGGCUUGCUUUGUGGGAACCGCUCAUAGAACCUGUUGAGAGGAAAGUGAAUGAUAAAUUGGUUUUCCAACCCUGGGAAUUGAGGUGUGAGUUGUCUAUGAACGAACCAGAUGAUCCGUUGAACUUUGCCAGUCCUAUUUCGGAAAGGGGCGAUGAGGUGGAAGUUCCGGGUUCUCAGCCACCAGUAAUGAGCAUAGAUGUCACCUCGGACCAAUCCUUGGAGCUAACAGUGACCAAAUCCUGCAUAGAUGUACUAACGAAUCUAGGAAAAGCCUUCGCUUCGGCUAUGAAGCCCGAAAAAGUGAUUUCCAGCGCGGUUUUGGCCCCCUAUAGAGUCCUAAAUGAAAUCGGAGAAGAUGUAACACUCCUACUGGACGAAAGUUCCUUUAAAAUCGCUGAAGGUGGUUUGUUGGAGGAUAUUAAUAGAUCGGCUGCAGUUCCUUUUGUACUUAAAACUGCUAGGCCUACAGCUAUUCAAUUGGGCCAGGAAUUGAAUAGGAAUGAACAAGAAACUAAUUACUUUUUGCAAGUUAAAGUUAAUAAAACAAAUUGCGAAUUGAGUCUUCCUGUAAUCAGGGCCGAUAAACGGUUCUUUAUGCUUAAUUCUCCAAGAGAUAACAAUAAUUGGGGCUUGAUAUCUGAUGUUAAAGUUGAUGAAGGGGUUACUUUGGUGACCAUAAGAAGUAUUUUACAAAUUUAUAAUCACUUUUCCGUUCCUGUGGACGUUUACUAUAUGACGCCUCGAGGCAAUGAAUUAGAACUUGUAGGUUCUGUAGAGCCUAAUGGUACACUUAAUUUGCCUCUCAAAGCUGUUUAUACGCCUACCAGUGAGCUUUUCUUUGGUGUUUCUGGUUAUUCCGUUACCACUAGCCCCUAUAUUUGGAAGGAGUUGCAAACUGACAUGAACAUAGCGAAAGUAUUGCAUUGCCCUGUUCUAAGUGAUAACGAUUCUGGAAAAGGUCCGUUCAUUAUAAAGACUGUUGGUGAAAUGGAACAGGUUUAUUAUGAGAAUACUACCAGAUACACCAUGGCUAGUACGUGCUACAAUAUUCACCUACGUCCAGCUGCCAUAUUCAAAAACUUCCUACCUCUGCCCAUAAUUGUUUGUGUAGACGAAUUGGCUGAAGAAAUUGAGGUUAAGGCUGGAGAUACUUUACAAUUGCCCAACGUGGAUCCUGGAAAAAGUGUUAUUGUCAUUAGGCUUCCAGAGUAUCUAGAAAAAGAGUGGUCCUGCAGAAAAGAAACAGAUAUCAACCCAGAAGAAUUCGAAGUAUGGACUUUCAACAGUUACGACAGCCCUGCCAAAAUGUCUUUAGAUUUAGGUGUACACACAAUUAAUAAAGACGGGUCGUUUAUUUAUUCUUUAUACUGUCCAUUCUGGAUGUUGAAUAAAACUGGAUUGAUGAUUGGUUAUAGGAAAUCGAAGAAAACUGAAAAAAAUGAAGCCAUUGGUAGUCCCGCUAAGAGUUCCGAUGAAAAUCUCAAUGUUCUGCAUCAUCCGGCUGAUUUUAAAGGACCGAUAUUGUUCUCUUUUAAUCCCAGAAACUUUUUUGGUAAAAAAAAGGCUUCAAUCAGAGUGGAUUCGGGAAAUUGGUCAGAUAAGUUUUCUCUGGACGUAGCUGGAUCAUCUGGGGUGGUUUAUUGUAAAGCCAAUGAUAGAUCUUAUCCUAUUGGAGUUCACAAUCAAUUGACUUAUAACAAUCUAACAAAGCAAGUAACUUUCACUCCCUAUUAUGUGAUAAUCAAUGAGGCCCCUUUUGCAAUUGAAUGCCAGGAAAGCGACAGGCCUGCCGAUCCUUGGACUAUUAUCGAACCAAAGUCGUGCUCGGCUUUAUGGCCAAGGAGUGAAAUGGAAGAUAAAUUAUUAAAAGUCAGAAUUGCCGGUACAGAUGAAAUAACUUCUCCUUUCUUGUAUACAGAGAGCCAUACUACUUUGUUAAAACUUGACAAUAAGUAUGGCGGUAUAAACGUUGAUAUACAACUAAAUGAAGGAUCCACUUACAUCAAUUUUGCCCCGUACGCAAUUGGUUGUGCCCCAGCAUUAAUCAUCAAUCAUACGAUUCACGAUUUCAAUUUCUGGGAGAAGGAAUCGGUACAAAUAAGAACACUAAAACCAAAAACUCAAAUGUUGUAUACCUGGGAAAAUCCUUCUGGCCCCCGAAAACUAGUCUGGGAGAAGGGCCAUAAAAUGGAAAUCGAAAACGAUCUCAGAAAAGACGGUUGCGGUAGUUUCCACCCGACGGAACAAUCCGAAGUUUAUUGGUCAUCAUUUUUGAACGGUAUGCAACGUGUACUGUUAUUCACCGACGUAAGAUCCUUAGCCACGAGUGCGUCGAAUGUUUUGGAAAUUAUACAGCAAGAAAUCACGGUGUCCUUGCAAGGUUUCGGACUAUCUUUGGUCAAUAAUCUAACUAGACAAGAAAUUAUGUACAUCGGAAUCGCCAGCAGUGGGAUCAUUUGGGAAACUUGCAAGCUGAAUCGAAAACGAUUCAAGCCUUUAGCUGUCAAAGAAUCGACGCAUAUAGAGCAAGCUUAUCAGCAUUAUAUGGUGCAAUUACAAGGUUCAGAUGAGUCUAUUGGAUCGGUGCUUAUCGAUAAUAAAUGGGAAGUCGACUUUGACUUGCAACUAAUGUCUAAACCAAGAAAAAGGAAAAUAAGGAGAACAUUCCAAACAGGCGUAUGGCUGAAUCUAAAAACCAGCCCUAGUCAACUGCAGUUACACGCUAAAAUCAACCGGGUACAAAUUGACAAUCAAAUGUUUGACUGUAUCUUCCCUGUAGUCUUAGCUCCAAUUCCACCACCAAAGAGUGUAGCCGCAGAUAGUGGCGUCAAACCAUUUAUCGAAGUCAGUAUAGUGCAACUUCUAAUCAAAAACAGUCUAAUCAGGCAAUUUAAAUAUUUCAAAGUUCUAGUACAAGAAUUCCAUAUCAAAGUAGAUCUUGGUUUUAUCAAUGCCAUCGUUGAUAUGAUGCAACAGGGUGAGAACACUGACGAAGAAGAUAGGCAACUUUUCGUAACGGACAUGCAAUUGGUCAACCAAGCCCUUUACUCGCACGCAACCAGCCAGGCGCUUCAAGAGCAAAAGAGUUUCUACGAUUUGUUACAUUUUUCACCGUUGAAAAUUCACAUUUCGUUUUCGUUGGCUGCUGGUUCUUCGGCAGGUCAAAGUGCCUCUACUCCCAACUUCCUCAACGUUUUGUUGCAGGGUGUCGGCGUCACAUUGACUGAUUUACAGGAUGUUGUUUUCAAACUGUCCUUUUUCGAACGCGACUACAUAUUCCUCACCCAAAAACAACUAAUCGGCGAAACAACCAGCCAUUACGUAGGACAAGCCGUCAAACAGUUAUACGUGUUGGUAUUAGGCCUCGACGUAAUCGGCAACCCAUAUGGUCUAGUUGUUGGUAUAUCGAAAGGAGUUGAAGAUUUGUUUUAUGAGCCAUUCCAGGGUGCUAUUCAGGGCCCCAGCGAGUUUGCUGAAGGAUUAGCUUUGGGUGUAAGAAGUCUAUUUGGUCACACUGUUGGAGGCGUUAUGGGUGCUGCUGGGAGAAUUACGGGUGCCAUGGGCAAAGGUAUUGCGGCUUUAACGUUUGACGAGGAUUUCCAAAGAAAGAGACGUGACCAGAUUAAUAAGAAACCGGCCACUGUUCAAGAGGGGAUUGCUAGGAGUGGCAAAGGACUUGUCAUGGGAGUAUUUGAUGGUGUCACUGGUGUAUUCACAAAACCGGUGAGUGGUGCCAAAGAGCAAGGAGUCGAAGGCUUUUUCAAAGGUUUAGGAAAAGGUUGUGUAGGUCUAGUAACAAGACCGGCAGCCGGCUUGGUAGAUUUUGCUAGUGGCUCUUUAGAUGCCGUCAAAAGAGUGACUGAAGUCGGUGAAGAUACCCUGAGAUUGCGUCCUCCUCGGUUCUUGCCUGCCGACGGCUUAGUAAGACCCUACAAUUCAAUGGAAGCCGAAGGCCAUAAAUUACUAAGGGAAGCUAAUAAGGGCAAAUACGCAACAACAGAUAUCUAUGUUUAUCAUAAGGUGGUCAUCGAGAAAAAGGAAAUUCUAUUGUUGACUGAUAAACGUAUGGCUUAUGUGGAGCAUAAUGAUUUGUUUGGUGGAUGGCAGAUUCAUUGGUCGUACACUUGGCAAGAAUUGCACCAUCCAGCCAAAGUUGUUCCUAAAGGUGUCCAACUCAAUACCUCAGACGGCAAGAAAAAGAAGCUAUUUGGAUCCAAUGAUACUACAAAGAUCAUACUUAUCGGAGACCCGGCUGCAAAAGAGGAACUUUGUUCGAAAAUUGAACAGCUACGCAGGGCCUAGCACAUGUAUAUUUGCACUGAAUAGGAAAUGACAAAAAUGUGCCUAAUAAUAUUUAUAUAGCGGUUUUGUUUUAUAAAAUUUUAUAAAAUUUCUUCUGCUUAUCUUAACAAAUUCAGGGAAAUGAAAUUUUAGGAACACUUGAUUUGCUAAAUGUGUGUAGCAAUGAUAGAACUCUAAUCAAUGACAUGUUGCACUUUCAUUUUAAAAUUAGAUCUGGACUGUUUACUUAUUGAGCAUUUUUCUAUGUUGUAAUUUUAUAUUUUCCUUUAUUGGGAAACUAUUAUAGGGUGAUAUAUUUUGUCUCUCCAGUGCAUCUUAUCACUUUUAAAGUAUUUAUUGAGACAUUUUUAAACUAUACAAAUUGGCUAUAGUAGGGUUUUACACAAUUUUUUUUUUUGCUUUUGUAUCACAUUUAUAUUCUAUUUCUCUUUUGUAUUAUCACAUAUUGUUGUUGUUUUUUUUUUGAUUUAUUAAUAAAGCUUUUUUGGUUGAAACACUAG